Aspergillus alliaceus is the source of this 606-nucleotide messenger RNA. RefSeq lists its product as uncharacterized. Lineage: Eukaryota; Fungi; Ascomycota; Eurotiomycetes; Eurotiales; Aspergillaceae. The record is from RefSeq and is a predicted model, not a curated record. The transcript has 2 exons. The coding region runs from base 1 to 606 and encodes 201 amino acids.
AUGAGUCUUCGACAAAAGGUUCGCAGAGUGUUCCGUCGCUCAUCCAACGGUUCCAAAUCGAAGGACAAUACCAUCAAAAUCGAGUAUUACAGGCGUCAUGAAAUUCCUCCAUCCAAGUUCAAGGGUCCGUUUGACCGUGAGCACCAAAAAGCCCUGGCUGCAUGGUCUUUCACCGAAGCCCAGGCCGAUCGACCUCGUUCUCCAGAUCUUUCACUCUCCCCUUGCGCAACCCUACCCGACUAUUUGCGGCCUCGUGUAGAGGAGGAUGAUGUGGCUCCCGAUGAGCUUCCCUCGGUUGCCCCAGAGGAUCUGUCUGACACAUCCGCCACGAUCUCCGACAAUGAGCGCGCCCAGGAGCGCCAAGAGAACAGCGGAUCAACCUCGUCGACGGCUUACGAAGCGGACAGCUAUAGUAGCUCCAUGAUGACCCUCUUCGACGAAGGUAUACGACAAAACUCGAUCGCACAAUUGAAGGAGUCGAUACGAUACACGUCCCCGGUGGUGCGGGCCAUCUCCCCCCCACCUCUAUCCCCCAAAGGAAGCUAUAUGCCGUUCUCCCCGGAUGAUUUGACCCGUGCGUUGAAUGCCGUGCAAAUCUGUGGUUAA